Molecule: messenger RNA, 16535 nt
Organism: Siniperca chuatsi (mandarin fish)
Lineage: Eukaryota; Metazoa; Chordata; Actinopteri; Centrarchiformes; Sinipercidae
Gene: lcor
Product: ligand dependent nuclear receptor corepressor
Exons: 7
Coding region: 143-2224 (693 amino acids)
Biological process (GO): regulation of transcription by RNA polymerase II
Cellular component (GO): nucleus
Molecular function (GO): DNA binding
Source: RefSeq, a predicted model, not a curated record
GAGCGCUAUAGAAAGGGGGAUGCUGCAGCCCCGUCCCCCUCAUAUCUCACUCCACCCAGCCCUUGAAUAAAAACCACCGGUGACGUGCGCGCAGGGAAGCACCCAGCAGUAUGUGCGCGCCCACGGGAGGGGCCGAUAGAAAAUGGCGAGUCUGUGCAAAAGGCAGCAAUGCACGGUAGAGAGGCGCGGCUUUCGGCAGGAACUUGACUCUUGGAGGCACAAACUCAUUCACUGUGUAGGCUUUGAAAGCAUCUUGGAAGGCUUGUUUGGGCCGGGAGUAGUCAAAGAUAUCACCCUUUUCCAAGACCACGAGCCCGAGGAAGUGUCUGACUGGUCCUUCGAUGAAAACUGUCUCUUCUGCUGCUUAAGACGUGAGAAAGUCAAGGAGUUCAGCGUAGAGAACGGUGGAGGCAGCCAGGUGCUGUCGCAGUGUGAAGACUUCAAACAGGAGCAGUAUCGGAUCAGCCGGCUGGAGAGACAGGCCCAAGACUUCCUCAAUGCUGUGUUCCACAGAAAAGAACUCCCAAGUUUCUCAGAACCUCACAUUCCUCUAGUGGCUCGUGAGAUCAUGCAGCGAAUGAUCCGCCAGUUCGCUGCCGAAUAUACCUCAAAAACUACUCAGGACGAUUCGCCCCUGCCCAACGGCACCACGAAGGACCAAAGUCUGCCGAGAGUGGCGUCUCUGGCCCCGGCCCCAUGCUCCCCACCUGGGCCCCUGCCCGCGCCGAGCUCCCCUCCGUCGUCUGCCUCCUCCUCUCUAUCCCCAACCCCAGGGCCGGGCCUCAGCCCCACCUCCACCACCGCCGCCGCUGCCGCCUCAGCACCCGCCUGCAGCAACGGUACGGGAGCCAGUAACGGUGGUGGAGGAGGAGGAACGGCUGCUGCCUCUGCACAGAAUCCCGUCCUCAGCAAGCUUCUCAUGGCCGACCAGGACGGCCCGCUGGACCUCUCCGUCAAAAAGAACCAGGACGACCCAGAGCCCAGCCAGCAGGAUGGCGUCCUGGACCUCUCCACCAAGAAGAACCACAGCGCAGGCAGCCGCAAAACCUUCUCCGGCUCCUCCCCUGCACCCGGGGUCAAAGGACGUUCCCUCAAAGUGGAACAGACCCUGCCAGAGGUGGAUGAGGAGGAUGGGCUGCUGCAGAGAAGCUUGCAGGACGGACUGAGGGAGAACUACGUCAACUCCAAUUCUUUCAAGCCCCCGUUGGCCCGCUCACUGCGUAUCAAGGAAGAGCUCCUCAGCCAGAAGCACCGCCUUCUGAGCCAGCCUGCUGCUCUUUCAUUGGCUAAUCUAGAGUCAGCCGGCUUGCUCAAUCAUGGGCAGUCCCACUCCUUGCUUGGCCAGAAGGGCUCUUCCUCGUUCUGGGGAAGCAAGGCCCAGCUCGACAGCCUGCUGAAGCUAAAGCAGGCCAGUGGAGCUCUGAGCGGGGCCCUCAGUGACCUCAAAGACCUGCCUACAUUCCUGGAGAAUCACCACCACGGAGCCUUCUCCUUCAAGAGUUCCCUCCACCAUCACCACCACAAUCAGGUCUCCAAGGCCCAACACCACCACAAUGAGGGCAAAAGAGACCAGGGCCACUCACCUCCUGUCGACCUAAAAAUCCCCCAAGUUCGGGGCAUGGAUCUCUCCUGGGACUCCCAUGCCUCUGAGCUGUACGGCUAUGGUGCCAUGGGUGUUGGGGGUGGUGGCCAUGGGGAGAACACCCUGAGCCGGAAGCUGAGAGCCAUCCUUCCCAAGCAGAACCGCAGGGGAGGAAGCCUUGGAAGCCUGCUGGAUGGGGCAGCUGACUACUGGAACUCCGACUUGGACCACUCCAGUUCCGGGCCAGCAUACUCCACCUCUGACGUGGAAGGGGACCCAAGCUCCAAACAGCCGAGGAAGAAGAGGGGCCGUUAUCGUCAGUACAACAGCGAGAUCCUGGAGGAGGCCAUAGCAGUAGUGAUGAGCGGGAAGAUGAGCGUGUCCAAGGCUCAGAACAUGUACGGGAUACCGCACAGCACCUUGGAGUACAAGGUCAAGGAGCGCAUGGGAACCCUGAAGAACCCCCCAAAGAAGAAGCUUAAGCUGAUGAUGAAGAUGGAAGCAGGAGGCCAGGAUUUUCCUGCCGAGUCAGAGAACACGCCCACCGCAACCCCACGAGACGACGGCCAGCCGCUGGCAGCUGCUGAGCUCAAGGUCAAUGUAAAAGAAGAGAUUGAUGACAAUUUCAAACCAAUCGACUAAACGACUUACACAUGUAAACCUCAGUCAAAUGACUUAAGUAAUUUGAAAAUGGAUGGGGCUUUAUUUGUGCCAAUUAACUUUGCAGUAUCUGGGUGAGCACAAACGCAGGGAUACUAUGAGGAGGAUUCUUAACACAAACUGGAGAUAAACAACUAAUCGGAUGUUUUUUAACAAGCGUUGCUUGAGCGGCGCUGUAUAAGCAUUUGUUUAGCUUCUAUAUCCAGGGGCUUAACAAAUGCAGCAUUAGUUAAAUGACAAUUAAUGAAAUUUCCAUAAGCAUGCUGAUAAUCCCCUGCCUAAAAACCCAAUCCCCCCAUUUUCUGAACUUGAUACAGUGAACCAUUGCUGCUUAUAAAUGCAGUUUGGGCUUUGGACCAUUCCAAUUUGGGGGGGAAACGAGGGGAAGGUUGAAAAUUAACUCCUUAAAAAAAACUGACAAAUUAUCCCUUUACUGCUCCCCUCUCAUGGAGUACUAGCUGAAAAUUGGUAAGUGAACUGUCAAUUACAUUUGAAGCCAACUGUAAGGUUUAAUCAUACCAUUGAUAUUCCUCACCAGGGUUCUGAAUCAAAACCCAUUAUUUUAUUGCCAGGUAGCCAUGACGCUUUAACUGCAAACCUUUUCUUUCCUCCUUAAGAUAUUCUGCUAAUCUCUGUGCAGACAAAAGCAACAUUAACCCGUCCUUUUUGAAUGAGAAAAGACACACAAAUGUCGUUCAGGGAUGCAUGUUUGUGAGUUUUGUGGACACUACUGACUUCUAUAAUUGACAUCUUUUCAUUUGAUUAGUUUUCUUUCUUUUGCACUACACUUUGGGUUUGGCGCUUACAGACCAGGUUACCUCGGCAUUGUUGCCCUUGCAUCAUGCACUUAUUAUGGUCUGUUUCUGAAGCCCAGUCGCAACGGGUCAGAGGUGCACAUCGCCUGCAUACGCUGAUUCAUAAUCAGAUCGCAGGAAGCUCUAAAACCCUCUUUUUUUUUUUGCCAAGGGACAAGUUGAGGGGUAAUCUGGUUAUGGAUCAGCUAUGUUUAAGGCGGAAUGCUACCUCAUGGACCUCCAUCAGUGUCUCACUGCUGAUCCUGGAAUGCCGGAGCCGCCUUCAAGUUGCCCUCGAAAUGGUGACCUAAAUGAGCUCAUUCCCUCAUGGAGAUCUUUAUUGGAUGAAGGCCUUUUAGGAUCAGAAUGUGAAACUCUGCUGCUAUCAAGUUGACUAUCUAGCGCCUAUUCAAGGCUUUAGCUAGUCUAAGCUAACAACAACAACAACAACGCAUUGCUGAUGUUUUUUUCCUUUUCUAAUCAAACUAAGCAGAAUCGGCUUAGCUGAUGAGUUUUAAAAGAAAUUCUUCUCCCUCAAACUUCAAAGACAGUUUUAAAGGUAGUUUAUUACAUCAGUGUGCAUUUAUAUAGGGUUGUUCAUUUUGGGAUGGUGGGUGGGCAAUAUGCAGUGGGGAGGGGUAGUUGAUAGAGGCGAGGGAAAGGCAGAUUUAAUAUAUUAUUAAUUAUUAUGACUGAUGAUGUAAAAGCCAAUCCGUGAUUCUUGGUGAUUUCUUUACUCCUCAUUUUUAACUCAGGGUAACUGAGACAGAUGAUGUGGGUUUCAAAUAUGGUAAUUUCCUGUUGGACCUAUAGUAGACAAAGAGGAGGCCAAGACUUGCUUCUCACUAACUCUUUGUCCGCGGGAGGGGCCAUUUGAGUUAAUAUGGCAGCGCCAUAGAAGAUAGACCUGCUAAUGAAUCACAAAAAAGAAGAGAAGACACUGACGUUAGGGGAUCAAACUUAUGGCGCAAAACUUCUAAAAUAGCACUUUUCAAAACUAAGAGAAAAAACAAGAGAGAAAGAAAGCUGUUUGAGGUUAUGCAUGUAGUGUAGCUCUUCUCUGGGGGAUAUGGAGCGAUGAGGAGGGCAGAGAGAUGGAAGAAAAAAGCUUUAGUGUGUGAAGACUUUCAGAAAGCUGCAGCUUGGACCCAAACUACUCUUUUUUUUCCUCUCGAUUACCUCCAAGAUUAAAAGAAAAACAAAUAGGAAAAAAAUGGUCGACAGCUUGAACAAGUUCAGUUUUGUGUAGUGUCGUCUCAUCGUUUUCCCUCCCCUCGCCACUGAAGCACCAGGGGGAAAAAAUCAUCACGUUUCACCAGGAGGUGAAAGAAUAUCCCUCAGAGGACACAGGCGGAAAGAUAAAAAAUGCUCUUUUGGUAUUUUCCAUGAGGAAAAGACUGAAGGAGAUGACAAAAGCUUUUUAGUUGUCAUGUUUUUUUUUGCUCUGUGGUAAAUGUUGCUCUUCGCUCCUAACACUGCCUGGUGCUCACCCAGUCUGUGAGAUUUUUAAAAUGAGAAUUGUACCUCUCUGUUCAGAUGAAAUGAUGAUGAUUCACUCUUUUUGAAAUGUAUUGUAUAUUUUAUUUAUUGUUUUCUUUGAUUAUUCUCUUAAAAUGGCAUGCACCACUUUUUUGGCUGAUUUUGGGGUUGGGCCAAUUGAAUAUAUUAUGUUGAGGAUUUCAACACAAUUAAUCCUGAGCCAGAGAUGCUCAAACUCAUACUAAGUUAUGAAUUAAUCACAAUCUAAUUAUAAUUAGAAUCAUUUACUACCUGUUGCAUACAAUCUUAAGUUUCCCCCCUGUGGUCAUUGGCUAUCCACCUUGUGCUUUAUAGCUCCCUUGGCUUGAUUGGCAGGUAUGCAUGGCCAAUGGGAAAAGCACCCCUGGAACAACAGUAUUGCCGGGGGGGUCAUCAUGCAUUAAAUGCGUCCAACACUUUAACAAUGCUGAGCAUUUGAAGUGUCUAAAAGGUUGUUUUGUGCGUCGAGUUGGACCCAGCGAAGGACAAUGCACUGAUCUGAUAGUUAAAACAGGACUGAAACCCCACUGUUGAUAGUAAAGCACUUCUUAUGAACACGCCUCUGAUAAAAGGCAUGAUAGCUGCUCGCUUAGCCAGCUGUGAAUAUAGUUUGACAAAAUGCGACUUAGAUAGUGCCCCUAUAAUUGGCACUUAACACACAGGUUUGCAUGGAUACACUCUAAAAGCACUUAGACUGAAUUCCCCUGAAAGGGGCGAUUCCUUCAGGGCCAAACUAUAUAUCAGAAAUAUUCUAUCCUAUAAGAAAUGUUUGACCCUUACUGUACAUUUGGCUUUAGCUAUAAAUUUGGCAUUGGUUUCUAAAAUAGCAGUAAUUAAGUUUUUAAAAAGUCCCAUUUUCAGCCUGAUCUUAUCUACUGAGGUGCAUGCCAUUUAAGGUAUAUUUAUUUCAUUUGAUUUUUCUUGGAUUUGUUUUUUGUUUGUUUGUCAUGUGGUUAACGGCUCCCCCUGUCCGAAAAAGUCCUCCUUCUUGCAACUCAGAGUCUCACUGCUGUUUUAAAAAAAACAAAACCUCAUACUAUAUUAUAUACUUAAGAGAACAGUAUAUAUCUAUUUAUAUACAUUUAUUAACAAAUACUCACAAUGAAUGUAGUGAACUAAAAUGAAUAUCUCAAACUUACAAAACCAGAACAGUGCAAAAAAGGUGGCACUGUCAGUUCAUUUUAACAGACUGUUGUUUUUAUUAUUUUGCUUUUAGUUUCACUUUAUGCUGCUUGCAUUGGAAACGCAGUCGUUUUCUGACGCGGGCGUGCGACAGUAGCCUUCAGUACUGUAAAUGUCUCAGGAUUGAGCCAAUGGGAUGGGCAGCAAUAUUUGUCAGUCGGAAAAUGGCGCAGACUUAACUACCUGUACAAGAUGUAAUUUAUAGACGUAUAUAUACAGUAUAUAAACUAUAUGUCGACUUGGUCAGCAGAGACCAAGUGCUAUACCUCAAUCUCAGAAUAAUGACUCCUUUCCGUGCCUCGUACUUUUCUGUAUACCUUACCUGGGAGCCUGGUGAAGGGAUAGCCGAUACUCUGGGAAAUAUAGUAUCCUCCGCUGUUUCUUUUCUUUUAUCUGUUCGUUUUUCUUUUCUUUGUCUCCCCUCCCUCUUGCGAAGGGAGGAGGGAGACGCUUCAAGUGUCUGACUGACCAAUAUUUGCCACCCUACCUCUUUUCAGGUAUUUUUUCGCAACAACAAAACCUUAUAGAAGUAUAUAAUGAGCGACAGAUUGAGAAAAAAGAACCACAGGGAUUAUACAGCUAUUCCUGUUUUUAGUACUGGAUGGGGUUGUUAUGGGAGGGCUGCAAACCUCUCAUUUCUUCCUCUAAAAGUGAAAACAUUUUGGGAUUCAGUCGUCUGGUUUCACCCUGGAGGCGAUAAGUCAGGUCCGUCCCACCCUGGUCUGAGAAAGAACAAGGCGUUUUUGUUCACUGAGGGUUUUUUUUUUUCCUUUUGUGGUUUAUUGUGUUUUUAGGGGUAACAUAACUCCAGGUUGAAACUUGACAGGGGGAUUUUUUUUUUUUUUUUGCAUUGUUUUUUUUCCUCACACCCAGAGAAAUCAGAGACCCAGAGGGGAGAUUGGGGGACAGGUGGACAAGUUAACCUUUCUUUAUCCGCUUUAUCCGUCUUGUAAAAGAAAAAUAUCCUAUCCAAAAUCUUUUACACUGCAUUCCAAAAAAAAAAAAAAACACCCCACACACAGGAAAAUGUACCUUUUUAUAUGAUGAAAAUGAAAAAAGCUAUAUAUGUAUAUAUUUAUUUUACUGUUUUUGCAUCUUCAGGUAAGCCAAUCUAUUUCUCUUUUGCUUUUCAGGUUGGUUUUUAUUUUUAUUUCUUUCUUCUGAGUGAAAGACAAAAAUGUGAUAAAAGAAGAAAAAAAUGUCAAACAGCAACUACUGUAACCUCACUUAGUAGACGCCACAUGACCUGUCAUUUUGUUUCAGGAUGGUGUGUGAUGCUGCGGGCUACCAGGAAAGAAAGACCCAUAAUGUACAUGAUUGCCACGCUCCUCUCUGUGGAGAGGUUUCUUCAGUUUCUUUUUGUGUCACGCUGCAUAUCUGGUUGUCAUUUAUACCUCAGGUCCGACCACUUCAAAGCAGCUGAUUGUACAUUAGAAACACACAAACACAAAUAAGCAUCAGGAUUUUUAGUACGGCUUGUUUCCAGAUUUUUAGAUGUAAUUGACAAAAGCAGUUUUUGAAUAAUUGUCGUUUCUUGUUGUCGUCCUUCGUACUGUUGUUAUUCUGAUGACAUCUUUUCCUUUCUUUGUUUUCUUAUAAAAAAGAAAAAUUCUUUAAAAGCCAGAAGCCAGGUUUCUGUGAAUACAAUCCUGUAUUCUCUCUAGCACAUACAGCCGUGGAAGAGCAGAACGCGCACACACACACACACACGCGCAUAAAGAGACAUGACGCACCUACAGCAACGAACACUCUCCCUCCCCAUCAGGUAGCCACACUUUGUGUGGGUGGCUUAUAUUUAUAAUUAUGAAGCUGGGAGUCUGCCGUUUCUCUUUUAGAAGCAGGUGGGUGUGUUUUGUCCACAGCCUGCAGAACAUCAGCCUUGCUAGCUGAUUUUGAUCUGGGACACUGCAGGCACUGCCUCUGUGAAAAUCACUUUGUCUUGCUUUAAAGACUGCUUUUCUUUCAUUUUUUUUCUUUUUUGUUUAAAUUAACCUACCAAUCAUUUCAGUUCUGUUUUAUUUGACCAGUCUGUGAUGUUCUGUGCAUUCUUGCAGUUAUUUUGUUAUUUAAGUUUCUCUUUUCCUUCAACCUGCCUCAUCUAUUUCUGCCACUGUCAGAGAUUCCCCGCAGUUUUCAGUGUUUACAGUUUAACGUGAAGGCAGCCAAGUCCUUGUGACAGUACACUGUUUAAUUCAUGUUUAGGAUUAAAACGUUUUCCAGUUAAGAAAAAGAGAGUGUUCCCAUGUUGUCUUGUGGCUGCAUUGCAUGCUGGUCCAUCGGGGUUCCUAAAAUUGGAUUCUCCACCUAAAGACAAACACUAUGAGCUAAAAAUAAAUAAAAAUAAAUAUAAAAAUAUAUGCAGGAAUGCAAAGAACAUCACCAGUAGCUUGGGUAUAUUUUGGGUCAGGUUCCCAGUCCAGAAUCUUGGACUAAAGUAGUUUCUGCCUACUGUUUUUGGAUGGAUUUUUCUUUUAACUACAUAUCCAAGAAUGACUGUCUCUCUCUUGCAACAAGAUCUAUUCUACAUUGACUGAUUCUCGUUGUGUUUUAAGCUUCACCAUGCUGUCGUUUUUCCCCCCAGACAUUUGUCAAAUCGACGAUAACAGAUCUGUUCAAAUGUGCAAGUGUGAUGCCAAGUGCUGUAAAUGUCAGAGCAUUUGUGAAGAUGUGACAAGCACUCACUCAGUAUCAGUCUGGCUUUGAAAGCAGAGCUGAGUACAGAUUGUAAAGGCCAGGCACACCUCUGGAAUUAUGCUGAUCUGCAGCAAUCAACACAACAGAUACCUUCACUCCCUUUCGUUAAAAUUUACUAAACAAGACAUUUGGCAGGGGCUUGAUGGUUUGGAGGAAAUUUGGAGAAAAUUCUGGACGUAGAUUGUAAAGAUAAGUCUUCAUGUUGAAAGGUGACGCUCUCACUUUUAUGUUGCAACUCUGAGUUGCAACAUAAAAUAAAACCAAACCAAAUGAGAGCAUGCAGAGUGUUACCUUAUCAAAUGUCUGAAAACUACAUCAGGUAUUACAGUAUUUACUUAUAAUCUUUUACAAAAUCGUGUGCUUUGAAAAUAAGAAAACACAUUUGAAGCCAGACUUUGAAUAUUUUUAUGGGGCUGAAUGUGUUUUCAAACCGCACUCUUCAGUUGCUAACUGCAGCCUGAUUUUCGUCCUUCGACAAAACUGUUGAUUUCCAAAUUCACAUCCUGGCUCAAUAAUCUACUACAUGGACCACACUUACCUGCUUAUUCACAUUUAUGGUGCCACCAGGAAUAAGUGAUUAUUUAUUUGUGGUUCUUCAAUCAGUGGAAUCAAGAGUGCCUUUUGAAGACAUUAAUCACAAUCUCAAAUCAAAUUAUUAAGGGCUGGUUUCUUAAUCAUGUAUAGUCUAACCACCAGAGUGAAAUCACGGAGCAGCUGCUUCAAGAACAACAUUCUUCUGUCGAAGCAAAAUGUCAUGUGAGAUUCAGGUCAAAUUUGUCUGCUUAAAUUCCCAGCCCCCUCUGUGAUUAUGUUGCACUGUGAAAGACUCACAGGCAAACAUUUCUCACACUGGCUGUUAUCCUCUCCGACGAGCGCAUGGUGCUGGCGUGCAUCUCACCCCCCGCCUCGUCAGAAAGCCUUGUUACAGAUGGCCGACAGACAGACUGUCAGAUAGACAUGGCGGUCUGAGGAGGUGGAUGGGAGUGCGAGGAUGAAUUCUUAGUGCAGUACAGAAGAAUAAAGGCCUGCUUAAGGUCGCCAUCCCCACCCCCACGCCAGUUAAACAACAGGCUUUUAAUGGAACGAAGCUGAAAUUCACCUCACAAACUAACGUUGGGCACAUUGCGUCUAUGACAAAAAGGUUCCACGGUUGAUCUGAAACUCCACUUAGAGAGAGAAGGGAAUUAUUAGGAACAAAAUAUCAGACCUGAUGUGCAGGUUGGAAAGGAAAUUUAGAAAAUAAAAGCCAGGGCUGUGUGAAGGAAAUCUGGUCAAAAAGCUCUGUGAUAGAGUGCAUUUCAUGAGGUGCCCUUUUGUGUUGCCAUGACAAUCUUGCAGCAUUGUUCCCAUGUGGAGGUGUGUCUGGCCCUAUAGAGCCACCUACAUGGACCAGCUGAUCUCUGCUCUGAACUGUAAUCCAGGUCUGCUGAUACUGGUUUAUCUACUGCAUUCACAUAUGAGCAUGGAGGUUUUGGGUUGACUUUGGAGAAUUUAGCAGAACUGAUGUCAUCUUGUUGCAAAAAAUACCAGUCGUGAUGUGUAGGUGCUGCUUCUAAUGUUGAUUCUUUGGGCUUUGUCCAGUGCAUUUUCAAAGGAAAUUUGCUAUUGACAGAAGACAUGAUUAUACAAAAUCUUUGUCCAACUCUCUUUAUCUUACUCUUAUUUGUAUCCAUGUGAUAGCAUCUAUGAGCAUGUAUUUGUCCUUCUCUUUGCUUGUCUUGGAGAUGCUCUCUGUUGUUUCUGUGCCGACUGCUUCAGGAGUCAGUCAGUUGCACAAAGUUGAUUUGAAAACGAAAGCAUAGUCGGUCGUGCCAGUGAAGUACCAUUACAAGCAUUUCAUAGCAUUUCUAGGCCUUAUAAACUUUUGAGGUCAGGCCGGCUGGUUCUGGAAGGGUUUUGAUGAAAGUUAAAUGCCACAAAGAGCUAGCUGAAUGAUUUGUCAGGCCUCCCACUGGUGGACUUCAAAGACAGAGUGUCCUCUUAUUGUUUGCUGACCGUUAAGAUCUCCUCUAAUUGUUUCUCCUUUUAGAAAUGUGUCAGAUCUUGAUUGUCCUGUCACUCAAAAGCGUGAAGUUUCUGGAGAUGCACCGUGAUGCUGCAGCACUGCCAUAGGUGGCCGGGUAGGGCCACACAUCCCCUUCCACACCUCAGUAAACGUUGUUUGAUUUUAUUGUCACUUUCUUUGAUGAAAAGUCAUAAAUCCCUUCACUUCACCUUCCCUCCCUAACUAUGUGUCAUCCUCUCAGCAUCCUUGGUCAGUAGAGCGUGAGCACCAUGGGACUGACAGGUCCUCGUUUAUCCCAGGAGAGAUGGGGUGUUCGUGGGCAGCACCAGGUCCUUCGCCACUCAUCAGGCCUUUUCAUAAACCUCACUGCCGCCUCUUAGGAUUGUAUACAUGACCCAGAGGCCUCUGAACACGGUCUUCCUCUCUACCUUUCUUUUUCCUUUUCACAGAGGCUUUGCCAUGCUUUGCUCUGAUGAGGAACAGAUUUAGAUUUUUAGAUUUAGACAGGGCUUGAAGUUCUUUCAGCAACAAUGGUGGUCAUUGUACUCUGCAAUAUUGAGAACUGUUUCUAGAAAAAAAACACACACACUGACAUACUACAUAGAUACAGUAUGUUUGGCAGUUGGUUAAUAUUUCAGCCUUAGUGAAAAUUUCAUGAACUCUACACAAGAGAAACUCAAUAUUUUAAAGGUUUGGCCGUUAAUGUUGUAUGAUGUCUCUGAUCUCUUAUUUUGAUGUUUCAGAGUAAUGGGCUCGGGCUUGACUUUUAGUUUCUGUGUUUAAAAAUGGAAAAACAACAACAAAAAAAAUCAGUUAAUGAGAGGGGUUGAAAGUUAAUGGGUUUUGUUGAAAUUGCCAGUGCAUUGCUAUGAUUCUCUUGUAGCUUCUUUUUGUCGUCUUUCAAGUUAUGACAUCUUCUGCAUUUGAACUUUGGAGUCUUGACGACCACCUUCUCUGUUACCAAUCAAUUGUGAAGUCUACACUACAUGCAGAUGUGUGCACCCCACCAGCCAGUGUAUUUAUAGUCGAGCUGAGGAGCAACAAUGGCUCACGAGCACGAUAGUCAGGUCAGACAGACCGGCACUUGGUGAUAUCUGAAUUCAGUCACACCUCAAACUCAUCUGGCUGAAUUUGACUCGUGAAAGCCAGAAUAACAUCACUUAAAAGGCUCUUUGAAAAAAACUUUUUAUCAUUUUGACUGAUUCUGUACAUUAUUUUCAGCCAAAUACUUUUUCAGUGCUUUAUAAACAGCAAGGAUUGUAAAUAUGAAUAACUCUUAGCAGGGGAGGCUCAUGCGGAGCUCACUUAAUGGCCAUCUCGUUGGUCCUCUGGAGAUCUAACUUACAAGACUUAGACUGUUGCCUUCCCGAAUGUCAAAAGUAAGGAAAGCUGCUUGUAAAACCACAAAAACGUGCGCUUUGACUGAAUCUGCAUUUGGGAAAGUAACGCUGAGUGUUUUUGUCUUUGAUAAUGCUUUCCAUCUUGGUGUUUCUUGGUGUGCAAAAAUGUAAAGAAGGAAAAAAAACGUACAACACAGAAUACCUCAGAAAAGAAAUCCAUGUAACCUUGACAACCUCCACAUAUUGUCAGAUCCCGUCCAACACUCAUCCUGUGCACUUUCAUCUCCUGUCCUUUGCCUUUGUUUUCCCCCUUGCUUCUUUUGCCAUGCAGUGCUUAGAGCCCACUGGAGGUUCCAGAGGUUUUUAUACCACUUUGGUUUCACAUCCUCAUAUGUGUUCCGUCUUUUUAUUUGUGAACAUUCUUGGUCUCAAACCUUUCGCAGCCCACCUUGUGUUCCUCAGUUAAAGACGAAAAGGGGUUGUUCUCAAACAAUUUGGCACAUCGCAAUUUCCAAACAGCUUGGAAAGAUCCAGAGAAGAUACCCUUACACCGUGUCCUAACUGAAUACAACACGAGCGAGCGUCAACAACAAAAUCAGUUAAAUUGCAUUGUUUUCUAUUGGAAUGUCCCAAGUGGCGCGUUGAAAGCGCUGCAACAUGGACCAGGAACGGUUGAUUCAUUAAGUUUAAAUGAGGAGUUAACCUAAAUAAGGUGGCAGCUGGCUGGAGGGAGAUGACCAGGGAGGUGGAAGUUUCUAGUAAGAAGAGUUAUUUUUGUAUGUUUUCUGUCAGGAUGCUCAGCAGAGUUUGCUAGCUUGCAGUAAAGAAACAUCUAAAUAUCACAAUAUAAAACAUGUUUUCUGUUUCUACAAACAUAACUAGUUAGCAAGUACUCACCCAUCUUUAACUUGAGUGGUUAACCUCUCCAGUCUGAUCUCGAGCGCACAGCUGAUAGGUACAUGGUUUGUUUACAUGACAACAGAUGUGCAUAUUUAACGGAUUCAGUGUGGACAGAGGGCGUCCGAUGUUUCGCGAUGCGACGCAAUAGUCGGAUGCUCGCAUUCAGUUAGGACGCGGUGUCAGAAUCCCUGCAAAAGAUGGGGUUUCAUCAAAACAGAAAAUCCUCCUGUCUUUUGAUCUUAAAAGUGGGUUUGCUGAAAGAAGGACAAUAUAGAAGGCCAAUACGUGGAACACUUGAAACCACACAGUCCCCACAUUGUUCCUUUUGGGUACCUCUUUAUCUACCUUAUCUACUCUUUAUUGUUGUUAAAACUGAAUGUAAAAAAACGCAAAACACAACUAACCUCUAAUUUAACUAUACAUAUUUAAGAAUAAGAAAUACUCUAUAUGUGCACAUAUAUAUACCUAUACAAGCCCCACACAGACACAAACACAUAUGUAUAUACAAAUCUCUAAUGUCAUAUACUUUUAUCUUGAAAAGGAAGAGGAUGAGCCUUUUCCAAUAAUGAUUCAGGGAAACAAAACAGAAGUCCAGUGCAGUAUGUUAGGUAAAAUCACUGUUGCUUUUGGUGUUCGUUUUCUUACUCUGUUCUUGCUUGUUAUUUCCCCAUGAUGUAGCAUAGGGCAAAGGGGCAGGGCGACUUGAGUUUUUGUUAACAGAAGAAGUAGUGGAACUAGGAUCUAGUGUAGUUGUAGUCCUUUAAAGCCUGAUUCUGUGAAAAUGGGGGUGGUGGAGGGAGGGGUGGGAGGGCUUUUUCUGAAGCGGACACUGUAAAAACAGUAUAUUUAUGAAGAGGACUUUUGGUUUGUGGGUUGGGGGGGGUCUUUAGGACAGUUGUAUAUAGAACUGCUUUACCCAUCAACCCUUGCCUGUCUUUUUCACAGGUUAGGUGGAACUGUAUAUUGAAGGCACUGAGGAGAAACUGUUUGUGUUUUUAUGUCUAGAAAAGUAAACCGUUUUAAAUGAAGGAAGUGGAGGGGGGUGAUGAUCCUGUUCAGGUUCUCUAAAGAACCCAACAGACAGUGAAGUCGUCGGCAUCUCCCUCAAGGUUUGCUGGGAGCAACGGACGGUUUCGUGAACGUUGACCCUCUCGAUAUUUUUGCAUGCUGGUGUACAUACCCCUGUAUCAGUCCUUUUGUUUGAAAAGGCUGGUUAAUCCAAAAGCGCCCUUUUUGGAUGUUGUCCGCAGGACAGAUUCUGAUGUUUUGAAUAUGAAAUAUUGCCCCUAAGAAAAAAACCCCUUUCCUGAGAAGAAGGAGCAACUAAGGUGAUGUUUGUCACUGCAGCAGCUUUCGUAGUGGUUUUUGGCUCUUUUGCAUUCAUUUUUUUCCUUGUGUAAAGUAACAAAAAAAGUGUGUAUGAGUGUGAAUCUGUGUGGCUGUGUAAGAAAUAAAUGUGAAAAGCUUGCUUUUUUUGAUUUUCCUCUGUUGUUCUUCAACCGUAUUUUAGACUCAGAGCUGUUUUUUUGGUUUGUUUUUUUUAGGAAUAUUAAUCUACCUGCACUCUUAUGGUAACUCAAUGGAACAAGUUUGAAGAAUUGCAUCUCUGAACUGUCUGUAGGAAAAGAUGCCUCUCUUUGGGCGCCUUACAGAUCCAAAUUACAUUACCCAGACACCCUCAGGGACCCUCAACAACACUGCUCUCACUCUUAUUCAGGUACUUAAUCUACACCGAGGCCUAGCAGUGAUCAACCUUAACUAUGGUUUAUUUUCAUUAGCCUGUUUGUAUGAAGAUGAAAAUUACCGGCAAAAUCUUAAACGAUCAGAAGCAGUUUUUCUCGCCCUCAGAAUUUCUGUGUUUUGUGUUCUACUCAUGGGAUUACUUCUCUUUUUCUAUCAUUUAGUUGUCUUUUCUUUAUUUUCCGACCUCUGGAUAUUUUUAGUAUCUUAUGAAUGUCAAUCUAAUUCUCAGUUUGGGACUGCUGAGUCUUUGUUUGCACUUUUGGCUUUUACUCUGUGCUGAGCAUCAACGGAGCCAUCUGGUAUUGUGUGGCUACGAAGCACCAAUGUAACGAUGACUUACACCAAACUAACCUCUUAAAACAAACAUUUCAUGGAAGUGCACAAAACAGUGGUUUGGCUUUUAAAUAGUGUUGUAAGCCUCCACAAUCUUUCAUACAGUAUGUUGGUUUAAAAAAACUUGGAGAACACCGCAGUUACAGUAAGCCAUGUUCAGGUAUCCAUCUGGUUUAAGUGCUAACUAAGUUUUUUCUCUCCACCGCCAGUGGAGUUACACACAACAGAGGAAUGUGACAGAUCUGCCUUCAAGUUCUUCUAAAGUUUCAGGGAAAACUUAGUAAGCCUCACUCACCACAAGUGAAACCAGAAAAUGGUGGAGCUCAGCUGGACAUUGUGUGAUCAAACCUGCAGAACUGUAGAGCUGUGAAGGAACAAGGCGAGUCAAACUGGAGCAGAAAGAUCUGUUUCAGUACAAUUGUUCUCAUUUGUUCGUUGACACUCUUCCCUGCUUUAUUGGUUGGAAGACUUUUGGAAGACUCCUGUGGACUUUAGAGUCAGUUUUUCUAGAACUAGUCAUGCAAAAGCAGUUAGUUAUUGGCCUGGCCUGGAUGACAGGAGUGUAUUUUGAAUUUUGCCUAAAUUUUGUACAUCUUACAACAAUCAAAUCAGUGAAGUUUGAUGAUAAGUGUGUAAAGAAAAUAUAGGCUGUAUUGCAUGUUGUAAGAACUCUUAACUCUUUUACUUUCUACAUUCCUGACGUUGGUUUUGGUAGUAACCUGAUUUUGUUUGUGAUAGAGAUAGCUCUGAUUGGGUUGGAAACGGCUUGUGAUAUUUGGGUAGACAGAAGAAGUGUUGUCCAUGGGUUUGGACUAUAGUUUGGGUAGAACAACAAACCUCUUAAUGUUUUCAGUCUUGAUUUUUGUCCUACUGAGAUUUCUGACAUUUCGUAAUCUCACCUCGGUUCUUAACGGGUGGCUGCAGGGCCUGCUGGGCUUUUUCCUCUUUUCCACUGGGAUUUGUUUUUGGGUUUGACGAUAUACCUCAUUCCUUCAGUCCAGCGGGCCCUAGGGGGCGCUGUGCCGAUGCUCAGGAGGCCCAGGCCCCCUUUCAUGAUUUGGUCCCACCUGGACUGUACCUCUCACAAACACAUACACAUAUAAACACACACACACACACACACACACACACACACACACAGGUUCUCCAAAUACCCCCAAAGGACCUCAUUUUUUCAAUAUCUACUGUUUACAGUUUGACAAUAAAAUUGUAUAAUUUAAAAAAUAUUUUUCUCAUAUUAUAGUUUUAUUUAUGUACAAUAAUUUUCUUUUGUUUUCGUUCUUAUUUUGUACCUUGUGAGUUGGACUUUUAUUACUAGGCUUAUAUUAUCGAUGUCCGUGUAAGUGAGCACUUAACAAGGAUCACAAUAAUUGGUUUUAGUUUGAUUGACUGCACUGUUUUAUUUUUCUCUUUCUCUCUCCCUGUUUAAAUGCAAAUUCUGAUUUUCUGAUUGGGCUGAUGAAUAAUAAAUUGUCUCAUAAUGUCUGAUUUUUUUGACAAAAAGAUAAAGACGAUGAUUUGAUUUCCUAGAGUCUUUUUUUUUUUUUUACUUCAUUUUGCAUUUAAAGUCAGGCGACGCUGAUUAAAUCGGUCUUUGUGCAUGUGUAAAAUACUUUACUGGUUAUGUUAUAUUCAAUUUGGUAAAAAAAAAAGAAAAAAAAAGAAAAUUGCCAUUUUUGCCACACAUUUCAGCUGUAAUGUUGUGUAAGGUAGUAUUCACUGGAUGCUAGAACCUUCUUUUCAAAACCACUAUUCUUCUAAUAAAUUUUGUUGUGAAAAUAAAA